This is a messenger RNA of Sclerotinia sclerotiorum 1980 UF-70, 621 nucleotides long. RefSeq lists its product as hypothetical. Lineage: Eukaryota; Fungi; Ascomycota; Leotiomycetes; Helotiales; Sclerotiniaceae. The record is from RefSeq and is a predicted model, not a curated record. Bases 1 to 621 code for a protein of 206 amino acids. The transcript has a single exon.
AUGGCAAAGUUUGAUGCCUCCCACGAUUUCGCCCAUAUCAAACGCGUUGUACGCAGAGCUCAUAUCAUACACGAUGAGAUAAUCGCAGAUGCUGCCAGGACAAAUCAACCUGUACCGCAAUAUGACGUGACUACCAUCACUCUUUCUGCUUUGUUACAUGAUGUUGGGGAUAGAAAGUACGUCAAUCUCAAGAAGGAAAAUCCGAAGACAAUGAUAAAUACCUUGCUCUUGGGCUUUGGGGCGAAUACCGAACUGGCCGUGAAGGUACAGACCAUUUGUUCGGCCGUUUCAUACUUCGAAGAAAUGAAAGAUCUCCUUGUCGUUCGGAACCUCAUCAAUCAAUAUCCUGAGCUUGCCAUUGUUCAGGAUGCGGACCGCCUAGAUUCUCUUGGAGCUAUUGGUAUUGGAAAGGUCUUCACAUAUGGUGGCGCGAAAACAGAUAGGUCUAUGCUAGAAUCGAUAGAUAUAUUCGAUUGGAAACUGCUCAAAUUGCAGCCUUUGAUGAAGACAGAACCCGGCAGAGGAAUGGCACAGGAAGCGACGGGACGAUUGGAGCUGUUUAAGAACUGGUGGGUGGAAGAAGUCGCACUUGAGGAUGGUUACGAACCGCGUAUUACAUAG